CAGCGCGGCGUGGGUCAGGAAGGUGCCCCUCACAACUACGGUCGUUUCUGCUCCUACACCUGACUUGCAGCAGGUGCGAUUGGCUCCACGAAAUCUUAAUCCGGCUCGCUCUUUCCACUCUUUUUCAUCAUGAUCAUCCCCGUAACUAACGGGCGCCACUCCACCCGACUCACGUGCAAAGCCAUGACCAGCGUACACACAACAACACCAGAUGCCACGCAGCCAUAUUUCGCGCAUCCACGCCCCCCACUCCGCCCGUGCCGGGUUGCACGAGAUGCAGCAUCACCCAUUGAAGCUCCGCGCGGGUUUGGUAUGAAACUACGGUGGGGCAUCACUAAGACGGGCUUGUCUGGUACAGCGCAGUACUCGGAGCUUGGCCAUUGUGGGCAGGCGUCAGAAGGUCGGCGGCGUUAUGUCAUACCGCGUUGGCACCAGCGAGACCCGGUGCCACAUCCGAUGCUCUAACGGACAGGAACAGGACAGUCUGUUCUGGUUGGCAUCAUCAGUGUUGAGUGAUGCGUCAACGCUUGAUUACGGAUUCAAUGUUUGUUCACGUGCCUGGCGCGAAGCGGGUGGUGAGCAAUUUCCUCCGUGGCCCGGCCGGCAGCAGCACCCCGCUGAACUGGU
This is a messenger RNA of Neohortaea acidophila, 627 nucleotides long. RefSeq lists its product as uncharacterized. The transcript has a single exon. The record is from RefSeq and is a predicted model, not a curated record. Lineage: Eukaryota; Fungi; Ascomycota; Dothideomycetes; Mycosphaerellales; Teratosphaeriaceae. The coding region runs from base 130 to 465 and encodes 111 amino acids.